This is a messenger RNA of Acyrthosiphon pisum (pea aphid), 1194 nucleotides long. Its product is annotated as PRELI domain-containing protein 2. The record is from RefSeq and is a predicted model, not a curated record. NCBI's taxonomy places the organism in Eukaryota, Metazoa, Arthropoda, Insecta, Hemiptera, Aphididae. Bases 554 to 820 code for a protein of 88 amino acids. The transcript is spliced from 2 exons.
UUAUACCAUUUGAUAUUUUGACCCAGAAUUAUAUCAAUUCACUAUCGUUAAGUUACACGGAAUAUGGAAUAUGGAAGGAUCUGGUAUGGAUUUAAAACUAUUGUUUGUGUUAUUUGUAUUACUUUUUAUUUUUUUGUAAUUGUAUUAUUUUUCUUACAUUUUAAAAUCUUGUGCAAACCGCAAGGUGACGUCGUUUACGCUUUACAAAUUACAAUAGGUAAGUUUUUGAAAUUAAUUUCCCGUACAGCAGUAAAAUUAGAAAAAAUAAUUAAGAACCAGUUCAUAUAUUAUAUUUUGUACUAUGAUAUAGUGACCUCAGUUACUAUUCACGUUCCAAGUCCAAUCCGAUGUGUAAUAGUCGGAAGUACUUCAAUAUUUACGUUCAUUUAAUAUUGAUUAAUGGUUAUUAACUAGUAUACAACAGUUUGAAAUGAUUCACAUAACAUUUUUACUAUAUGCAUAUUAGUUAUUGAAUACCUACGUUUAACUUCAUCGUGUUAAAAGUAAAAUAAAUAAUAAUAUUAUCAUUUUUUUUAAUAUAUAAAAUACAAUAAUGGUUUUAACAGUUUCAUUAGUGCACAUAUUCCAGCAACCAUUUCAAACAAUUAAAACUUACUACAAUCAAAUCAGACAAAAAGACGAUGUUGUUAAAAUUUCAGAAUUAAUUGAUGCGCACAUCGAAAUACUUAUUGAAGAAGAAUGUUGGUAUGACGAAAAAGGUCAAAAAUUUUGGGCAAGAACGAGAAAUUUGAGUUGGUCAGAAAUAGCCACGUUAUCUAAUAUAAUAACAUUAUCAAUUACACCAAAUCCAACAUGGUAAAUAUAAUUAUGUAGUGACUUAAGUGUUAAAUGAUACAAGCCCUAUAAAUUAUAUAAUGUAUAUAUUUUAUGAUCUACAGUGGUGUCGGAGAAGAGGUCACUGAAAUUAAAACUUUUUCACUACCGUAAUUUGGGGUGAAUAGGGACGAUUUUAUAACGGUUUUUUAUAGAUUACGAGCACAAUUUUUAUGAUAUCGAUGUCACGAAAACUGUUUUAGAAAGAUUACAUAUAUAGAAAUAUAUAAUAUACCAUAAAUAAAGUUAAAGUUCAAAAGUUUUUUUUUAUUUUUUUUUUAAAAAAGCGUCCCUAUUUACCCGUUAGUUGGGGUGAAUAGGAACACAGUUUAAAAAAGCUAGAUUUUCUUAUUUUUACAA